Messenger RNA from Octodon degus (degu), 2418 nucleotides. It is a transcript of the gene Abcb7, whose product is annotated as ATP binding cassette subfamily B member 7. Gene Ontology annotation, biological process: intracellular iron ion homeostasis; transmembrane transport. Gene Ontology annotation, cellular component: mitochondrial inner membrane. The record is from RefSeq and is a predicted model, not a curated record. The coding region runs from base 61 to 2319 and encodes 752 amino acids. Gene Ontology annotation, molecular function: ATP binding; ATP hydrolysis activity; ABC-type transporter activity. Lineage: Eukaryota; Metazoa; Chordata; Mammalia; Rodentia; Octodontidae. The transcript is spliced from 16 exons.
CCGCGCUCAGUCAGCCGGUGUCCCACAAUCCCCCUCUUCGUGCCUCUUUCCUCGCUCAAGAUGGCGCUGCUCGCAGUACAGUCUUGGCGUUGGGCAGCCGCCGCGGCUGCUUUCGAAAGGCGCCGGCGCUCAGCGAUUUUGAUCCAGCCUGUGGUCACCGUCCUCGGCUCACAUCCUCAGUGGCAGUUACGUCCGCGCGGCGCCUCAGGAACGGCUCGAAACUACCGGAUCCCAGGUUUAUUAAAAAAUGCUACAUGGCAAAGGUGGAGAAAAGACAGUUCAGCACACUUAUUAGAUGCUACAAAGGCUCUCCAGGCAUGGCCAUCAAUUGAAAAGAGGACAUGUUGGCAUGGGCACGCAGGAGGAGGACUACACACAGACCCAAAAGAAGGGUUAAGAGAUGUUGAUACUCGGAAAAUUAUAAAAGCAAUGCUUUCAUAUGUAUGGCCCCAAGACAGGCCAGAUCUACGAGCUAGAGUUGCCAUUUCCUUGGGAUUUUUGGGUGGUGCAAAGGCCAUGAAUAUCAUCGUUCCUUUCAUGUUUAAAUAUGCUGUAGAUAGCCUGAACCAGAUGUCGGGAAACAUGCUGAACAUGAGUGAUGCACCAAAUACAGUUGCAACCAUGGCAACAGCAGUUUUGAUUGGCUAUGGUGUAUCAAGAGCUGGAGCUGCCUUUUUUAAUGAAGUUCGAAAUGCAGUAUUUGGCAAAGUAGCCCAAAAUUCAAUCCGAAGAAUAGCCAAAAAUGUCUUUCUUCAUCUUCAUAACCUGGAUCUUGGCUUCCACCUGAGCAGACAGACAGGAGCUUUAUCUAAAGCUAUUGACAGAGGGACAAGAGGUAUCAGUUUUGUCCUGAGUGCUUUGGUGUUUAAUCUUCUCCCUAUCAUGUUCGAGAUGAUGCUUGUCAGUGGUGUUCUGUAUUACAAAUGCGGUACCCAGUUUGCACUUGUAACCCUGGGAACUCUUGGUGCAUACACAGCAUUCACAGUAGCAGUCACACGGUGGAGAACUAGAUUUAGAAUAGAAAUGAACAAAGCAGAUAAUGAUGCGGGUAAUGCUGCUAUAGACUCACUGCUGAAUUAUGAAACUGUAAAGUAUUUUAACAAUGAAAACUAUGAAGCACAGAGAUACGAUGCAUUUUUGAAGACAUAUGAGGCUGCAUCACUGAAAAGUACCUCUACUCUGGCUAUGCUGAACUUUGGCCAAAGUGCUAUUUUCAGUGUUGGUUUAACAGCUAUAAUGGUGCUUGCCAGUCACGGAAUUAUGGCAGGUGCCCUUACUGUUGGAGACCUAGUUAUGGUGAAUGGACUGCUUUUUCAACUUUCAUUACCACUUAACUUUCUGGGAACUGUGUAUAGAGAAACUAGACAAGCACUCAUAGAUAUGAAUACUUUGUUUACUCUACUCAAGGUAGACACCCGAAUUAAAGACAAAGCAAUGACAUCUCCCCUUCAAAUCACACCACAGACAGCUACAAUAGCAUUUGAUAAUGUGCAUUUUGAAUACAUUGAAGGACAAAAAGUCCUUAGUGGAUUAUCUUUUGAAGUCCCUGCAGGAAAGAAAGUGGCCAUCGUAGGUGGUAGUGGAUCAGGGAAAAGCACAAUAGUGAGGCUGUUGUUUCGCUUCUAUGAGCCUCAAAAAGGUAGUAUUUACCUUGCUGGUCAAAAUAUACAAGAAGUGAGCCUGGAAAGCCUUCGGAGGGCAGUGGGAGUGGUACCUCAGGAUGCUGUCCUCUUCCAUAAUACUAUUUAUUAUAACCUGUUAUAUGGAAACAUUAGUGCUUCACCUGAGGAAGUGCAUGCAGUGGCAAAAUUAGCUGGACUUCAUGAUGCAAUUCUCCGAAUGCCACAUGGAUAUGACACCCAAGUCGGGGAACGAGGACUCAAGCUUUCAGGCGGAGAAAAGCAAAGAGUGGCAAUUGCAAGAGCUAUUUUGAAGAAUCCCCCGGUCAUUGUCUAUGAUGAAGCCACUUCUUCAUUGGAUUCAAUUACUGAGGAGACUAUUCUUGGUGCCAUGAGAGACAUGGUUAAACACAGAACUUCUAUUUUCAUUGCACAUAGAUUGUCAACAGUGGUUGAUGCAGACGAAAUCAUUGUCUUGGACCAGGGUAAAGUGGCUGAACGUGGUACCCACUAUGGUUUGCUUGCUAACUCUGGCAGUAUCUAUUCAGAAAUGUGGCAUACACAAAGUAGUCAUGUUCAGAACCAUGAUAACCCCAAAUGGGGCACAAAGAAAGAAAAUACAUCCAAAGAGGAGGAAAGGAAAAAGCUACAAGAAGAAAUUAUUAACAGUGUGAAAGGCUGUGGAAACUGUUCCUGCUAAUUCAUAAGAGAUUUGUUUUUCAAUUUUUGGACUGCACAUCAAGUACAAUUCUAUGGUGAAGCAGAAUUACUGAUUUAAAACAAAAAUCAUACAUUCCCA